CAGCAAAAUACAGACUCUAUCUAUCCAUCUGUCUAUACAUAUAUGUAUUUGUAUAUAUAAGCUAAAGAAUAUAUACCAUAAGCCAUGCUCAAAUCUGGUGGAACAAUGAAAUCAUCACAUCAAUCCUUAACGUUGGCAUCAGCAUCGUCGUCGUCAUUGUCAUCGUUGCCUGCAUCGGCAUCUGCUUCCGCUCCCGCUCCCGCAUCAAUUAUGUCUAAACGUAGUGAUCGUUUACUGCCUAUUCAUCCGAAUAAUUUGAAUAAAGUGAUACGUGGUGAGUGGGAGGCGAUUUCACAAUGGCUGUGUGAUGUCCUAUCGUCUGGUGAUGUCCUGUGUGAAGUUAGUCCAGUAUUCAGUUCAAUUCAAAGAUUUAUCGACGUGUUUGGAAUGCGUCUAUCUAAAGCACAUCGAGUGGCGUUAAUUCGUUUAGUUGUAGCGUAUAUAUGCUGUCCAAAUAUUGACACGCAAGUUAGUAACAAUGCAAUGGAGCUAUUAAAGAAACUGAUGAGUAAACCAUACUCUUUACCAUCAUCUGCUAUGUCUAUUGACUGGAAAAUGUUUUAUGACAUUUGUAAAUGGGUUGAAGAAAAGUUGGAAACAUCCUAUCAACUUGUUAAAUGGCCUAAGUCAAGAAUAGAUAAACUAUGUCAUUCUAUCGCUUUAUGUUCAAAAUUCUUUCCAAAGACGUCAAUUGAAGAAAUAUGGUUAACACUUCGUCCCAGCAUUUGUAGUGAUUUGAUUACUGGGUCGCCUUGUAUGCAAUUGAAUAAAUUCUUGAUUUUUACACCAUUCUAUCCGAAAUAUUUUGAUGAGAUUAGUCGUGUCUGGUUACCAGACAUAUUUGAUAUAUGGUAUAUGCAACCGAGUCGUAGGUCGCAUAGUGAAAUUAUUGUAAUAUUAUGCAAAGUUUCACGUAUUGGUCGUGGUCGUAUCGAUUGGGAACCGCAUAUGGAGCGUAUAUUCACUUCAGUGUUUAGAAGCAUUACGCUUAGAAAUACACCAUUGUCAUCUGGUGAAUUAAUGAACACUGAUGAAAUACAGUUGUAUGCAGAAUUAAUUAUGAAUACUAUUGGUCCAGAUAGACCAGAGUGUCAAUCCACUGGGAUUUAUCGUUUAGAACAGUUAUUAAAGUCUCUUGAAUCCUUCUAUCAUCCAUCAUCGAAUCAAAUUGAUUCAGCAAAAUUGUUGGCAUGGUUUAUAUGGAAAUUUACACGUUGUUUAAUUAGUCGUUUACGUGAUGAAUUAUUCCCUCCAGUUGAAGCAUUAGACUUAGGCUAUACACCACCAGAAUUCUAUCUUUCAGUGGAACAAAUUGAUCAAAUUGUCAAUCUAUUCACACCAAUUUGUUUAAAUUAUCUUCUCUAUUCAAAAUCAAUUACAAUUGUUAAUAUAGUUGUAAAAAUUAUUCCACUAUUGUGUAAAUUACGACCAAGUCUAGUUCUACCGAAUCUUCUCAAUGACCUGGAAUAUGGUUUAAGCCGGCCAGAAAUGCCAUUACGUUUCACUCGACCGCUAUAUGCUUUAAUCUGGUCUAUCCAAUCGUUAAUCUAUGUUAAAUUUCCAUUAUAUCCACGUGGAUCAUUCACUGCUUAUCUUGUUGGUGAAGGUGAUCCAGACAGUGGUGCUGGUGGAGAUCUAGAUGACGGUGGUUUAGAUGAUGAUGUUGUCGAUGACGAGAUGGAAGAUGGUGAUGUUGGCGUUGGCGGUGGCGGUAAAGAUGACAGUGGAGAUGAAUCAGUUGAAGAAGAAGAAGAUCUACUGUCGUCUGAUGCUGAUGAUGAAUUCGCUGAUAAAGUGAAACGUAAUAGAUCACCAGAGAAUAGAAAUCCAAUCAGAGAUUAUGAUCGACAUGAAGUGAAGAAGAGGCUAUUUCAGAAGGCUUCAUAUAAACCAGCCUAUGAACAUGUCUCCCCGUUAGUACGUCAUGGUCAUUUGAAAGCCUUCACUUAUCUAGCUGGUCGAGCUGAAUUGAAUCGUGUACUACAAAUCCUCUUGCAUGGUUUAGAUAUGAAUUUUCCAGAUCGUUUCAAUUAUUCUAUCUCAUGUUUAAGCCGUAUAUUUCUUUCUGCGCCAAUAUUAAAUUUCUCAAAUGAUCGCAUCUCAAAUUCAAUGAAUCCAAUUACGCAGAAAAUAAUCAGCGAGUCAACCGAUCUACAAGAUACAGUGUAUACAAUCUACGAGCGUAUAUUAGGCUAUUUAUCAACCUUGAAUCAAAGCAUAUAUACCGAUGUACAAACUGUAUCCAGUUCACAAUUGACUACAACUAUCUAUCGACCGCAUACCAAACCAAUGGGUAAUUCACGUUCCCCAAUCGAUAUACGUCAUCUGACUGGAUUAACUGGCCUGUGUAUAUCGCUGGCCAUAUCAUCAGCAUCAAAUCCCCAAUUUCGAUGUCGUUUAAUUCAACACUUAACUAGUACAAUAUUCACAUAUCAAUGGCAACCGGAUACAGCUAGAUUACUUGGUUAUCAAGCUUAUUGGUUGGCUGUUGAUUCAUCUUGUACUAGUCUAAGCGGCGGGAAUAGCACCAAUGGUGAUUGUUGUGGUGAUGAUGGUGAUAAUGUACGUUGUUCAACCAAUAAAGAUACUGUCAGUACGUCACUUUAUGCUGUGAAAUUGAUAUGGCCAAAAUUUAUGGCUAUUGUAAAAGAAAUUGAAAAUGAUAACUCAUUUAUUCAUCAUUAUCGACCAGAGCCUCGAUUACUCGCCCUGUUAUACAUUCUACCAGGUUAUAUAUGUGCUUUACCAGCUGAAAGCUUAGUUGAUCCAGAAAUCUAUGCGGAGUUUAUUCAACCGCUUCUCAUAAUCCUUGGUAAACUUCUCUACCUGUCAACUGGAUGUUGUGUUAAACCUCAGUGGAAGGAAUUAUUCCCUGGUGGUGUUGAUGAUGCCAUAGCCUCAUCUAUUGAUUUUAAUAACAAUAAUAAUGGUGAUGAUGGUAAAAGUACAAUGACAAGUGCAUGUCCUGCAUUAGCUGAAGCCUGUGGAGGUUUUCUAGGCAUGUUAAUGCAUCGUUUAAUCUGUUAUAGUAUUGAUUUUCGACGAUUUAAUCUACUGGGAAAUAAUGUCGGUGUUAAAGAUGAUGAUGAAGGUGAAACUGAUAAAAAUGAUGUAACCAAGCUGAAUAGUCACCAUCGUGAUGAAGCCUAUGCACAAUCCUCAUGGUGGACACCAUUUGUCCAUCUGAAAUCAAUCGUCAACUACUGUUACAAUAAUAAGGGGAGUAAUAAUAAACGACGUCAGUAUAGUUUUUGGUUUAUACCCACAAUAAUGACUAAAUCGUUAGGUCAACAACUUAUUAAAACAUUUUUAUAUCCAAUUAUGCAAGAAUUAGGUGAAACUUGUGAACGUUUAAAGAUUCUACUACAGAAUCAUUGUACUAACCUCGACGAGAAUGCUGCCACGAUGACAACCGCUGUCAAACAGAAUAAUAUUUCAGGAAAAAGUUAUGCUGAACAACAAAAUGAAUUUACAUCGUUGACAAUUUUAAUGAAUCAUAUUACAAAUGGACUGGCUGAUGCUUUAGCUCCUCGUAAACAAGAAAUUCCUGCGGAUAAGAAUAACACAACGGUUAUUGGGAAUGAUAUUAUCCCUUGGCAUGGAUUAAAAAGUCUAAUCGAUACGCUAAAUGAUACCUGUCAUAUAUUACCAAGUGAAGAUUUAAAAUCUUCUGUAUCCGAUUGGGAUAUUACUUAUUUUUAUAUGAAUAAUGACGACCACCAACAGCAGCAGGAGAAUGUCAAUGAAGUGUCAAUGGAGUUACGUGAUUCAAUGUUCAAACUUGGUUUACAAUUGUUAGAUGUAAUGUCAAAGUUAAUUGAACAAGCUGAUGACAAUUUAAUGGACAAUAAUAGUAAUAGUAAUGGUAAUAAUAAUGGUAAUAAUGACAGUUUGAUUAGUGAUAUACAAGAGAAUAAUGAUGAUGGUUCAAUGGAGAAAAUAAAUCAUUAUUCUGAUACUGGUCCAAAAUCAAUUUGGUUAUUAAUUCAUCCAGUACAAAUUGUUAAUCUAUUAGAGAUAACUCAUCGUGCUGCAAUAAAUAUUCCCAUGGAUGAAAUUAGACCACAUUUAUUACAAAUUGUACGUGGUCCACGUGGUUUGCUGUCGCCUGAUUUAGGAGCACGUAACUGUUUACAUCCAUUAAGUCAACAAGCAUCACGUGAAACUGGCAGCUGCGGCAGCAACGCCUGCAACAACAGCACUAAUAUUAUAGAUAAAUUAAUCCCAAGUAUUAACAGUUUAAAUGGUGUUUAUUGUACCACAGUUGCAGAGAAACAUGAAUCUGGGGAAGAAAUAAAAACAUUUUCUGGUUCUUCAUUAAUCACUUAUGCAGCACGUAUCCAUGAACAUUUUCGAAUAUUUUUAAUCCAUCAUUUACAUAAACAAUUAAUGUUGAAUGCUAAAAGUGUUGAUGAUAAUCAGUUUAUAUGCCGGUCAAUUGCUUGUUCUAAUAUUCUGCUACCAUCCCCUAUGAUGAGACAAUUUGCUGAAAUAUUAACACGUCUAGCAAUAUCACCACGUCGAUCAGAUAUUAGACUACUUGCUACAUCUUUAUUAAAUGCAUAUUUAAUUAGAAAAUGUCCAUCUAUCGGUAGUCAACUAUUGAAAUCAAUGAUCCAGCGUUUAGACAAUAUAAUCCCUGAUAUCAAUGCCUCAAUAUCUUCGUCUAGUGCAUCGUUAAUCUCUUCAGCAUCAUGUUCUUCAUCGUCUUCAUCUUUAUCCACCUUGAAUAUAAAUACAAAUAUGUCUGCACAUGCACAACAUAUUUCAUCGUUACUCGCUUCUUCCCUUGAAACAAAACAAAAGUUAAUACACUUUCGACGUAUGUCUACUAUUAUGCUCUGUAAACGUGUCUAUUGUCGUCAGCAUACAGAUCGUGAAUAUGAUGAAUUCUUUCGUUUAGAUCCUUAUUUAUUUGUUGAAUUCUGUCUUUGCCUUAUUCAACAAUUAAUGAAUUAUGAAAAAGAAAAUUCUAUGUGGUUUAAUGAUUUCCACCCGGUUGUGAAUGCUAUUCAUCAUGAACUCGACGAUGAUGACGAUCAGAUUGAUGACAAUUCACCUUAUCGUGAGGAGAAUAUUAGACAAAAAUCAAAAGACCGCCAUAACCAACAACAACGACAACAACAACAAAAACGUCAAUUAAAACAACUUCAAACAAAUCAUGAUCAAUUGGAACAUUUAAUCAAUCAAAUAUUACGUUCAUUUAAACACUUUCCAAUUGAUGUAAUGCUACAUUUCCCAACAAAGGAUAAACUUCCACCAAAUAGUUGGUUAUCUAAAAUUUUUAUUGAAAUUGAUUAUUGUUUAAAUCAUGUAUUUCAAUAUAAUAAUAAUAAUAGUAGUAAUUAUUCAACAUGUAACGCUACCACCAUUGAAACAUUGAACACGCCAAAUCAACUCAUCAAUAAAGUUAUUGAAAAACGUAUUCAAGCUGUCACGUUAUAUACACAAAAAAUUUCUGAAUAUAUUGUUAAAAUAUGUUCAAAUUUUUGUAAAGAUUCACACGAUACUACUACUACUAAUACUACUGAUGAUGAUAUGAAUUCUGCUAGUAGUAGUAGUUGGAUGUUUAUAACCACCCUAUUGCAAAUUUUACAUUUCCCGCUUAAUACACCCUUAUCACCACCAUGGAAAUCAAGCAUUGAUUGUCUUACUGCACCGGUGAUAUCUCCGCCAUCUUUAAAAUGUAUUCAUACUCUAUUCGAAUUAAUGAAAUGUCAGCAAACUGAAGUAGCAUUUAGUGCAUGUCGGUGUAUUGCAGAGUUGAAUUUCACCUUGGUCGGAUAUUAUCGUAAAUCAUUAAUGAAGUGUAUUUAUCCAGUGGAAAUAUGUAAAGAAAAAUCAGGUGGAGAGGAAAAUCGUGGAGAAAGUCUACCUAUUAUUGCUGGUCCACGUCCUGAUAAUAAAUUUCUUCUGUUUAAUGAAAAUGCUAAAGUAUUGCAGUCGAAUGAUGCUUAUAGAAAACAUCAUCAUAUUGGAUCAUUACAUUGUGGUUUUGUUUACUAUCCACCUGAAGUGUAUAUCCCUGAUCCUGAUUACGUAAUACCCUAUCCAGUGUUCAAUAAUGAAAAGGAUAUGACCUUUGAUUAUAUCAUUAGUCAACAAGCUUGGUUAUCACAUUUCACUGCAAAUGAUUCACAAAAUACCUUAAGACAACAAUGUGCUUGUCUAUUAGCCUCCAAAUUAUCUAAUCAAUACAAUUGUGAAACACGUGAAUUUUGGAUUAAAUUAGCUAAGAAUUUAUUAUAUAUGCAUAGAGCAUAUCUUGGUAAAUCAGGUUGUUCUAAUUCAAUACGCUUUUUAAUCUUUACCUGCUUACUUGCUUAUGGUCCAGAGAAUAUGUUAAAGCAUAUAGAGUAUUUUAUAAAAACGCUGUUAGUUACUUUACCAAAUUCAAAAAAUUUACCUCUGGAUGGAAAAGCUGAAUUCAUUGGUUUCUAUUGGAUACGUGCUAUUCUAAGUGUAUUGAUAAUUGUCAGUGAAACAUGGUCACGUGAAUGGAAAUAUUAUUUUUGGCGUUGGAUGAUUCCACGUAUAUUAUGCUGGUCAGAGAUAUGCGCUUUAAAAGUAUCCGUAAAUGAUUUAGCUCAAUCAAUUGAUGAAAAAUUACAUCCAACAUUAACACAUGUCCAGUGGUCUGUAUCAUUUUAUGCUGGUAAAUUUGCUGGCGGCAGAGAUGAGGAUGAUGAUGAUGGUGAUGGGGGUGAUCAUCCUGUGUUGGACAGUAAUAAUCAACAUCACAGUACUACAGAGAAACCGUCAUCAGUAAAUAAUAAUAACAAUAAUAAUAAUAAUAAUAACUGUGUUAGUCAAUCGGCAGCUGGUGGUCCAUAUCAUCGUAUUAGUUUUAUGUACGCCCAUGUUAUACAUGAGGCUGUUAUUGAAUCAGAACAAGAUGUUCAUUGUUUACAUCCAUUAUGGGAUUGGGCUAUACAGGGCUUACUUGAAUGCUGUAGUCAUAGCAACACCAACAAGAAGAACAACAAUAAUAAUCCAUUGAGUCAAAUGAAGUUAUCAUCAUCUUGUCAGCAUAUGAAAGAUAUAUCUGAUGCUGAUGAUAGUAUGCCAUCUAUUGUUGGCGAUGAUGAUGACGACGACAGUGAUACAUGCCCAUCUUGUCUACUUAAUCAAUACUUACCAUUACAACAUCGUCGUGUAUUCUAUGAAAGACUAUGCUAUGUAUUUACAAUAUUAAUGGGUUGGAUUGGUAUACCAUUACAUGAAAAGUUAAUCUCCUUGUUACAAGCAACAACACAACAUCAACAAAACUCUUCGUCAUUAUCAUCGCCGGUGAAUGGAUCUGCCUUGUUGCCAUAUUCAUCAGAUCAGAGGCAACAGCAGCAACAGUCACAGAAGCAGAAGUCCCCUAUCAACUGUUGGUGGUAUUCUCAAGCGUGUAAUAACGCCUUAUGGAUAAGAGAUUUAGCCGGUCUUAUAGCUUCUUAUCAUGUCUCGUGUAUAUUCAAUAUACAUUUUCAUGAAGAAAAGAAUCGCUUAAGCAUAAUUACAUACAACCCUCAUCGUCAUAACAAUAGUGAUAAUAAUAAAACAGAGAGAAGUCAGCUAGUAUGCUUAACAAAACAACUGUCAACAAAUAUUAUACAAAAUUAUGAAGUAUUUAAUAAAAGUUUAUUUAAUUAUGCAAAAGAUAAUUAUGAUAAAUUUACUGGUGGAGAAUUUUUAGUUAAAGUGGUUGCCAUCUGUGACUAUUCCCUUGGGUUCUGAUAUGAAACAGCCUAAAGUAGUAAUCAUCUUGUGAUAAGAUGACUGCAAAAUUUGAUCUCUUUAUUACUUUGGUCCUGGACGAAUCGCCAACCGGUCAGAGCAGUCUAUUUUCCACUGCCAUAGGCAAAUUUUGGUGUGAUUAGAAAUGUAUAAAUAUGAUGUGUGUUUUUUUCCUACGAAAGUCUUAUCCCACCAGUUACAUGCCAGUCUUCGUCCUUUGACAUUUACGUGGCUCAGUUAACCGGGAAAGUGCUAAGGAAUGAAUAACCGUAUCUAGCGUAUCAGUUGCGAAUGGGUUUUUAAAAGGUUCUUAGCC
Messenger RNA from Trichobilharzia regenti, 8041 nucleotides. The record is from the annotation of a GenBank genome assembly. NCBI's taxonomy places the organism in Eukaryota, Metazoa, Platyhelminthes, Trematoda, Strigeidida, Schistosomatidae.